CGCUCGAAAUGUCUGAUGAGAUGUCAUUCGGCGUUCUAAUUGUAAUCAGCUUACGUACGUCCGAAAAAACUAAAUAAUCGACCUAUUCUUAUAAACAAAUAAUAUAAAUCAUCUUUUUAUAAAUAUAACAGUUAAUUUACUUUAAAAAGCCAUGGAUAAAACAAAGGACGAGCCAGUCAUUCUCGCCCACGAGUGUUAUGUAAAAAAGGAUUACACGGGAGCAUUACAACACCUCAAUGAAUUGGAAAAUCUGGUUGGAACCAGCAAUAAACGAGUGCAGCAUAACAAAGCCGUGGUGGAGUUCAUGAUCAGUGAUAUGAAAAACGUGGAUAAGUUAAAGAAAGCCAUCGCACAGUUAACUGGACUCACGUUUCCGGACAUCGAAACAAAAGACCUAAGCUCACCGUUCUUGCUAUACAAUUAUGCUGUUUUAUUAUACCACUCGAGGUACUACUAUCAAUGUACUGUCUUAUUGGAGAGAUUACUCGCUUGUAAGAAUGUGAAAGACAACAAAUUAUUUCAGCAAAUUGUCUUAUUAUUGCUUGAAUCUACUCUCUGCAGAAGAACUUACGAAAAAACAUUGGAAAUAGCAAAGACUCACGGUGACCCUCUGAAAUCAAAUAACGAAGUCAGUGACCUGUUUGAAAGACUUGUUAGUAGAGCUCAGUUACUAUUAGGACAGAAAAUUAAGUUAAAUCUAAAGCCAGACUCCAUAGAAAAUGUAUUUAUUAUAGCUCAACAGCAAUAUCUGAAUGGUGAUGUGAAAGAAGCAGCUACUACACUAGGCCAAUACAAAACACUUAAGUAUAAUUAUGAUCUGAAAACUCAGGGCGAAGACAUCUGGGCAGCCAUCAAUAAUAACCUUGGUGUUAUAUAUUUAUCAAUUAAGAAACCAUUUCUAGCAUCAAAAUACUUCCAGCAUGCAGUCAAAGAGCACUUCAAGGCAAUGGAAUGUGAGGACAGUGAAAAGUUAAUAGCAUGUAGAGACAGACCUCUGUAUGUGUUCAACCUGGGCCUGGCGUUACUGGCUGCCAACAACUCAGAAGGUGCAUUUGAGUGUCUGGUAGAAGCAGCUCGCCACUAUCCAAACAACCCUCGUAUCUGGCUUCACUUGGCAGAAUGUUGUGUAAAGAAAUGUUGCAGUGAUGAAGCUCAACAGUAUACAGUAAAGAAACUUGGCAGUGGUCCACACACACGCAUCUUAUUGUCAAAGGAAGGAAAAGACAAAUAUUCAACCUCUGGAGAAUCAUUUGCUAUCCCAUCUUUAUCUUUAGAAUUUGCCGCAUUAUGUUUAAGGAAUGCAAUAACUUUACUGCCAAAUCAGGAAGCCCCCCCUGAUGCCACCACACCUAUCAUUCAGGCACCUCCCGGGCCACCAAUCAACUGGAAACAGAGGUGUGAACUCAAGAACUCCACAUUUGUGCUCCAGAGUUAUGUGCUACUACAUCUACAGGACCCACUGUCUGCCUUGAUGAGUGCUAAUGAGUUAUUGAGUCAGCCAGAGGCCUCAAGCAGCCACAAGGCUUGGGCACACAUAUAUGCAGCAGAAGCUCUCAUAAACUUGGACCGAAUAGCAGAUGCAGUGGAACACUUACACCCACCUAUGAUCCACGACUUAGUGUCAGUGUUGCCAUAUCAGAUGAGAGACAUGAUUGCAGUCAGUGUUUGGGCGAAGGCUGCAGUCUGUCAUAUUUUAAGAGGCGAUUUAGUCACAGCCAGAAAAAUACUUUUGCAAAUAAAUUCGCCACGAGUAUUGCCAUUGCAGAUGUAUUUAGAGAUAUGUACAGGGAACAUAGAGAAUUGUCAUACAUUACUAAGGAAACUUAGAUUUACUAACUUAUCACAAUGAAUUGUUUAUUUUGUAAUAAAACAUAUACUCCAAAA
Messenger RNA from Helicoverpa zea (corn earworm), 1884 nucleotides. It is a transcript of the gene Not10, whose product is annotated as CCR4-NOT transcription complex subunit 10. The coding region runs from base 152 to 1849 and encodes 565 amino acids. Gene Ontology annotation, biological process: negative regulation of translation; mRNA catabolic process. Gene Ontology annotation, molecular function: protein binding. NCBI's taxonomy places the organism in Eukaryota, Metazoa, Arthropoda, Insecta, Lepidoptera, Noctuidae. The record is from RefSeq and is a predicted model, not a curated record. Gene Ontology annotation, cellular component: CCR4-NOT complex. The transcript has a single exon.